CCCAGCCAGGUGCAGCGCGGGCUGUCCCGUGGCGGACGCGGCCGGGAGGAGAGUUCGGGUCUCCUCCUGCCUGUGCUGCAUCCCUGCGCCUUCUCAGCCGGAUGCCCGAGACACUCAGAACCCAGUGAAGCAGCUCGGACACCGGCUGGCCAGAGGCAUCCGGAGCCAUGUCAGAACUUUGAGCGAGGCCUGGUGACAGGGACCGGCCGUCACCCACCAGUCUUCCCAGCUCGGCUUCAAGAUGCUAAGCCUGAAGCUCCCCAGGCUGUUCAGCAUAGAACAGGUGCCCCAGGUGUUCCACGAGCAGGGCAUCCUCUUCGGCUACCGACAUCCACAGAGUUCCGCCACGGCCUGUCUCCUCAGCCUUUUCCAAAUGACCAAUGAGACCCUCAACAUCUGGACGCACUUGUUGCCCUUCUGGUUCUUCAUGUGGAGGUUUGUGGGCACCCUGCGUGUGACGGACGUCCUGAAUGACAGCUACUCCUGGCCUCUGCUCGUGUACAUGGGCGCCAGCUGUGUGUACCCCCUCGCAUCCAGCUGUGCACACACCUUCAGCUCCAUGUCCAGGAACGCCCGGCACAUCUGCUACUUCCUGGACUACGGCGCCGUCAACCUCUUCAGCCUGGGCUCGGCCAUUGCCUACUCUGCCUAUGUGUUCCCGGACGCGCUGGUGAACACCGUCUUCCACGACUACUACGUGGCCCUGGCUGUGCUGAACACCAUCAUUAGCACCGGCCUCUCCUGCUAUUCCAGGUUUCUUGAGGUCCAGAAGCCCAGGCUCUGUAAGAUGCUUCGUGUCCUGGCCUUCGCUUAUCCCUACACCUGGGACUCCCUUCCCAUCUUCUCCAGGCUAUUCCUCUUCCCUGGGGAGAGUGCACAGAACGAAGCCACCUUGUACCAUCAGAAGCACAUGGCCGUGACCCUCCUGGCCUCUUUUCUCUACUCCGCGCAUCUGCCGGAGCGCCUGGCUCCUGGACGCUUCGACUACAUCGGUCAUAGUCACCAGCUGUUUCAUGUGUGUGUGAUCCUAGCCACACACAUGCAGAUGGAAGCCAUCCUUCUGGACAAGACUCUAAGGAAGGAAUGGCUCCUGGCCCACUCCAGGCCCCUGUUGUUCUCUCAGAUAGCCGGAGCCAUACUUCUGUGCCUCAUCUUCAGCCUCAGCAACAUAAUUUAUUUCUCAGCUGCUCUGUAUCGGAUUCCUGAGCCAGAAUUACAUAAAAAAGAAACAUAAUUCAGACCAUAAGCUUUUUGUGCCAAGUGUCAACAUUAAGCUACAACUUCCUAACCACCAUAAGCCAGUGUCAAGGUACCAGUUUAUAGUGGCCUAAAAUAUUUAUAAUGGUUGGUGUCUUGGCAUUUUUGAAUGGAUUCAUGUCAAUAAGGUAUUGACAUGGGGACAUUUCUCUAGACGUGCAUUGGUUCCGUAUGUGUGGUUUUAAAAGGGGAACGUGGGUUCAAGUAAGUCCUUAUUCAGGCAAAUCAUUAAUAUUUCAUUUAGUUUUUAAUUUAUUUAAAGUGAGUUCUCCAAUCCUAUUUAAACAAUUGGAUUAAGCAUACCUCCCUUGUAGCUCUACUAUGAAAUAGUUGGAUUAAGCUUUACGACCCUUGUAGUAUUACUCUUGCAGAAUGCAACGUGCUUCAUCUGAUGAGUUUCAUGUCACAAAGCCUCUCCCAGGAGCUCCCACAGUGGGAAGAGAAUGAGCUGGAAAGGUCAGUAGGGGAACCUGAGAAAGAGUAAGUUGGGUCUGUGGGAGCCCUGGGGGCUGGGAAGGCAAUUCCAGAAUGAAGAAACCUGGCUUGGGGAGCGGUCUUCUUCCUUUCCCCACCUAGUGAAGGGAGUGAACAGAAAGAGAGUCCUCUUUUCCUACAAGUACAUUCUUUUUCACAAUGCAAGGUUCCCACGUCAUGAUAGAUUUGGAUUUUCUUACAAGUCCACAGCCUGUGGCUAAGUGUUAUGUGUUCUGUUUUGCUCUGUUUUCUUGUCACCAGUUUGAUGCUGCCAAGUAUUACGGAGCACAGGAAAAAUGUGUUGCCCAGUGGGCAUUGGCUGAGUCAAUCCCAGUUGGUUGUGCUUGUCUGUCACCUUUUAAGCCAAUGACAUCACGAUAUUUGGGGAGGUUAUACAUUUGAUGUUGCUUCAGCAUUUCAUAUAUGCUGCUGGGUUUCGUGUUCACGUGCAGAGGAUGCUAAAGACCUUGCCAAAGGGAUGGAAACACUUGGUGAGCUUGUGACAGAUGUAGAUUCCCCAGGCAAAUCAGGAGAUGCUGCUUUACUGGUUUAAAAUGUUGGUUUCCUGGAGACAAUCUACACUGGAGAAAGUCCCCCAGGUGAUUCUGAGUCAGGAGGGCCAUGGGCCAAACUUGCAGAAAUGCUGAUGUCACAAACUCCAGAAGGUACUGAGCCUAUCAGCUUUGUUUUGAUUGGUCUAACUUUUAGCAACCCACCACCUAAGAAUGUGUCCCCUGCUUUCUACUCUGUGGAGUAUUACAAAACACUGAGUAUUUUCUCACCUGUUGCAUCACUAAUUAAAGUUCACCGUUUCAUGAUGUUUUCGGAGAGUACAGAAAUGCUGACACAAAACAGUUUUUAACAGAAGCCCAUCACCCCCUGUUGUGCACUUGUCUGAUGACUUAAGGGGCCAUCCAUCACAAUGCGGGAUCCUCUUUUGCUGACUCAGGAGCACCCCCAUAUCUUAGUAUGCUGCCUCUAUGGUUUACUGGCGCAGACACUCGAAUGGCCUUAUAAAUAGAUCAUCGUCCAAUCUUCUGAGGACAAGUAACAAUUUCCAUUGGAUGCGAGUGGUCAAGAAAUAUGAUUUCAUUCGUUUGAUUAUCUGUUUACUUCCUCUGGGGAAGGCACACUGAUAAAAUUAUAUGGGCUGGUAAAUUUGGGGUACAUUCAUUGCCAGCUACAUGACAAAAUUUGUUUUUUUGGCAAGAGGCUGACAUUGUUAGUGGAAUCUUACUCCAGCAGGGUCUGUGGGCUUCCGUUUCAUGUUAUUGUAACUUCAGUCUUAUGGUGAACAAAGGUACAAAGUUUAAAUACUCCAUUCUAGUAGUGCCAAAGGCAUGAAGGCUUUUAAAUUCUCUUGUUUAUAGAGAGUAAAAUAAGGUUCUUCAUUUAGCUCAGAAGUAGUUGAAAGAUAACGGGUGACUAAUUUGAAGGACUUUUAGAUUAUUUAAUUUAAUCUUUGGUUACGUUGCUUUUUCAGCGUGCCUAAUGAUGAAAAUGAAAUGUUAAAUCAACAAAAUAAGACCAGGUGUUUCAUAACGUUUUUAUAAGUUUGGUAAACUUAGUCCCAUCGUAUACUUUUGGACAGUGUUACAAACUGCUGUCUCCAAAGGCAGCGGGGGAGCGACGGGGGAGAGAAUUCCUAAAGAGAUGUAUUUCUUCCCCCUCCUCCUGCUUGAGAAACACUACUAUAAAAUUUGCCAGUCAUUUUUGUUGUGAUAAAACUCAAGAUAUGUUUGAAUGAGGCCAUUUUGUCAAUUGCCCCAGAGUUUCAUUUUCCUUCGCUCAGUUCUUAGAAAGGAACUCUCCCUCUUCUUUCUAAGGACAUGAAUUUGUCAUUGUUGAUUAGAAUUAGAAGUGGGAUGUUUAGAAGCCUUUUGAGUACAAAGUGAUUUAAAUAUUUGGUCUGCUGCAAUCUUUCUCAAAGUGUUUUUUGUGGAAGGAACUCAGCUCCCAGGAGAUGUUCUGAGGAAGGUAGGGUGGGGAGGAAUGAUGCUGUUUUCGGAUGCAUUGGAGAAAACUUUCCUUUGGAUCUGCUGUGUCCCACAUUUGUUGUGGGCAUGGUACCCUUUUUAUAUGAAACAGCUAUUAACACUGUAUAACAACACUUUAUAACAUAUUGUUGAAUGCCAGCCUCUGAUUUUCCAGUCGACAAUCCAUUAUGGAUGAAAAGGCAGAGACCUAUGUCCAAACUCAGAGAUGUUCUUCCAACUUAUACUAAUGUCUGGUUUUCUUAAACUGUGUGGAAGAAAAAAUAAAAUAAAAUGUAUUUAUUAUAGGAAAGUC
Molecule: messenger RNA, 4020 nt
Organism: Globicephala melas (long-finned pilot whale)
Lineage: Eukaryota; Metazoa; Chordata; Mammalia; Artiodactyla; Delphinidae
Gene: PAQR5
Product: progestin and adipoQ receptor family member 5
Cellular component (GO): membrane
Molecular function (GO): signaling receptor activity
Source: RefSeq, a predicted model, not a curated record